Penicillium waksmanii is the source of this 675-nucleotide messenger RNA. RefSeq names its product glutathione S-transferase family protein. NCBI's taxonomy places the organism in Eukaryota, Fungi, Ascomycota, Eurotiomycetes, Eurotiales, Aspergillaceae. The transcript has 2 exons. The record is from RefSeq and is a predicted model, not a curated record. Bases 1 to 675 code for a protein of 224 amino acids.
AUGGAAGCUCAUAUCAAGCCACUCCUCUUGCAUGCGCAUGCUACGGGUCCCAAUCCGAUCAAGAUUGCGAUCGCCUUGGAAGCCCUUCAUGUGCCAUUCACUGUGAAACUCUGGGAUAUGAGCGACGAGCCGGACAAAGGUGUGAAGGGUACGACUUUUCUCAAGAUCAAUGAAAACGGACGUGUUCCUGCCCUUGAGGAUCCGAAUACAGGAGUUGUGGCGUGGGAAUCUGGGGCAUGCAUGAAUUAUAUCCGGCGAGUAUACGACCUGGGAAAUCAGAUUGGACCAUCCGGAGGAACGGCGCAAGACCUUGUCGAUUUUGAGAAAUGGGAAUAUUUUCUACUGUCGUCUCUUGGUCCGAUGACUGGACAGGUGAAUUGGUUCAGACACUAUCACUCGCAGAAAAAUGACGAUGCGCUCCAGAGAUACGUUGCUCAAACAUACCGAUGCUAUGAUGUUGUGGAGGAACAAUUGAAAAAGUCAAGCGGAACAAGCAUCCUACCAAGCAGAGUGACAGCAGUCGACUAUCAUUUCGAGCCGUGGGUCAGACAGCACAAGUUCGCUGGCCUCUCUUUGGAUAAAUAUCCCUUGAUCACCAAGUGGCUUGGACUCAUGGGCUGCCGAGAGGAGGUCCAGGAGGCGUAUUGCAAAAUCCAACACGAUGCAAAAAAAUGA